Molecule: messenger RNA, 960 nt
Organism: Geosmithia morbida
Lineage: Eukaryota; Fungi; Ascomycota; Sordariomycetes; Hypocreales; Bionectriaceae
Product: AT hook
Exons: 1
Coding region: 1-960 (319 amino acids)
Source: RefSeq, a predicted model, not a curated record
AUGUCCUCACCACUCGACAUGACGCGUAGGCCAAGGCCACCAAGCACAGCACCAGCCACACCAUCCCGCCUCUCGGUGGCGAUACAAGCGCCGCUGUCGUCGAGCAAGAGGGCGAUGCCAUAUUUGGACGCAGCAGAUGAGAAUGGGUCAUCAUCAUCGUCGACAGCAGCAGCAGCAGCAGCAGCAGCAGCAGCAGCAGCAGCAGCAGCAACGCCCACGGCAUCACAGCGCGGACGACCCCGCGGCUGGAAGCCGGGCAUGUCCUACUCCGAGCUCCGCGGUCGUCCGCCACCGCCGGCAAGGGCAGAGCGUGCGGCGCGUCCAGCACCGGGGCAGAUGGUCAUGAGGGGCAGGCGGGGCGGUGGUCGCAGGGCGGGCAGGAGGCUGAGCUCGCCCACUCCGCGGGAGGUGUACCGUCGGAUGCGGGAGGCGCCGUUCAUCCCGUACACGUGCGAGUGGCAGGGCUGCAAGGCCGAGCUGCACAAUCUCGGGACGCUGAGGCGGCACGUGAAGGUUGUGCAUGUCGACCGGAGCAGCGACGGACGAUGUCUAUGGGGGCGCAGGUGUGCGGCUGCUGCUGCUGCUCCUGCUGCUCCUGCUGCCACUGCUGCCACUGCUGCCUCUGCUGCCGCGCCGGGGGGCGCCGGUCUGGCAGGUCAUGUCGAGGACAGGCACAUGGUGCCGUAUGCCUGGCACGUCGGUGACGGCCCGCGAAACGACAGUCUGCACGGAAAGAGCGGCGGCCGACGACGGAGCGAGGGUACGGUCGAUGUGGACGAGUCUAUCCCCCACUAUCUCAAGGAUGCGGAGGGGAACCAGGUCACGCCGUCGGUCAGGGAUCAGGAGGUGGAGGAUUAUGCUACGUGGAGGAGUAAUCGCCGCAAAUUGAGGGAGAUGCUCAUCGAGAGGGACAGGAACCUUCCCUCCGAGUCGGAGGAUGACGAGGAGGCUCCCGAGUGA